AUGUGGGGUCUACCCGUACCGCUGGUCCCGGGCUCGUGCCUGGUCCCGGAAACGACUCCAACGGACCGAGUGAGCACCCACGCCGCGCCAGGAUCUCGAGGCCUUUCUAUCAUCUCCGCGAGUGGCUCAGUUGUCAAUGACUUCCACUUGAGUCAGCGCCAACGCCGCCAAAGAACCAUCUCUUCCUCACUCACCGAGGCCGACAACCCCAGUCUCUCGCCUGCUCUCCUUCGGUCCAUGAGCUCAUUCGAGGGGAUGUAUCCGGAAUUCUUUGCUAUGCGUACCGCUGAUUGGGCCAGACAAAUCGCGGAACAAGCCGAGGAAAACGCACAGGAUGCCGCGGACUUUGAGCGUACUGACCAAACCCAGGACAGGGAGUCCAGCAACCAAGUACUGCGACACGGUACUUAG
Molecule: messenger RNA, 411 nt
Organism: Penicillium bovifimosum
Lineage: Eukaryota; Fungi; Ascomycota; Eurotiomycetes; Eurotiales; Aspergillaceae
Exons: 2
Coding region: 1-411 (136 amino acids)
Source: RefSeq, a predicted model, not a curated record